This is a messenger RNA of Ramularia collo-cygni, 1281 nucleotides long. RefSeq lists its product as uncharacterized. The record is from RefSeq and is a predicted model, not a curated record. The transcript is spliced from 2 exons. The coding region runs from base 1 to 1281 and encodes 426 amino acids. Lineage: Eukaryota; Fungi; Ascomycota; Dothideomycetes; Mycosphaerellales; Mycosphaerellaceae.
AUGCCGCUACAACAAAUCCGAAAUCAAGGCAUCUUCCAUGGCCUGCCUGUCUACCCGGACGAACAUUCUGGGUUGACGGCGGUGAUCACCGGAGCAAAUGGCAUAAGUGGCAGUUAUAUGCUCAGAGUUCUAUCUGCAGAUCCCAAAAGAUGGAGACGAAUUGUAUGCCUUAGUCGUAGACCUCCUCUCGUCGAAGGCGGUCUUCCCAAUCACGUUGAACACAUACCAUUGGACUUUCUCAAAGAACCCUCGGAGAUCACUCAGACAUUGAAAAACAACCGAGUCCAAGCAGACUACGUAUUCUUCUUCAGUUACAUUCAGCCAACUCCCAAACCCGGGGCAGGCUUGUGGACCAACGCCCAAGAUCUAGUCGACGUCAAUUCCAAGCUCCUCUGCAACUUCCUCGAAGCGAUGAAAAAGGCCUCCAUUACCCCAAAACGGUUCAUGCUCCAGACAGGGGCCAAGAACUACGGAGGUCAUCUCGGACCCACGAGACUUCCACAAGAAGAGACCGAUCCAAGGGUUCCCGAUGAGGAUAAUUUCUAUUAUUUCCAGGAGGACCUCUUAUUCGCCUGGUGCAAAGAGACCGGCUGCGGCUGGAACAUCCAUAUGCCGGGCCCAAUCGUCGGUGCUGUCCCUAAUGCAGCGAUGAACUGUGCAUUCCCUCUCGCAGUUUAUGCCUCUGUCGCGAAAAAGCUGGAUCAAGCGCUAGUGUUCCCUGGGGAUAUCAGUUCCUGGCAAAUGCCGCAAUCCAUGUCUUCUGCGCAGUUGAAUGCCUAUCAGGAAGAAUGGGCUGUAUUGCUAGGACCUAGAGAUCAGAAGUACAAUACUUGCGACAACUCGGCUUUUACUUGGGAGAAAGCUUGGCCGAGAAUUGCGGGUUGGUUUGGGAUUGAGGCGAGAGGACCUGAAGAUGGCGAUGUGUAUGAGGAAGUUGAGUCGAGGUUUCUUCCCAGAGGAUAUGGACCGAAGGGCAUCACAAGGAGGAAAUUCCGCACUGUCGAUUGGGCGAAAACGGAAAAAGUUCAGAAGGCCUGGAAGGAACUGGCGGAAGAAUACGCACUCAGGGACGGACUUCUAGAAGAUGUUGAUAGGGUGUUUGGGUUCCUGGAUGGAACGCUGUGCAGAGCAGCUCCGCUUCUUUUCAGCAUGGACAAGAGCCGAAAGCUUGGAUGGCAUGGCUUUGUUGAUUCUUCAGAGGCGAUGCUCGAUACCUUCCAGGACUUUGCCAAGCUGAAAAUGGUGCCUCCUAUUCCGAUGACGAGAGUGAGCUUCAACUGA